UGUAACGUAUUUAGUUCGGCUAUUUAGCAUGUCAUCUGCUCUUCCAAGUGUUGAAACACUCGAAUUGUUUUGUCUUUGGUUGUAUGCUUUGAUUUAUGAGUUUGUGGGUUUAUGGUCUUGUCCAUUUCUAGGGUUUUCUUUAAUCUGCAAUUCCUAUUUGACUUCGACGUUGUUUUUUUUUAAUUCCGUUUCCCGAUUGUUUGCAAUUUCAUGCGCCUAUUGGAAUUAAUGGGAUUUGCAAGUAAUACUUUCCCGUAUCGUGUUUUGGAAUACAGGUUCAUGGUUUUCAUUUUACUCUGAAUAUUGGGUGAUUUUUGAGGAUUAAGUGGAGGAAGAAGGAUUUCUGAUAGUUUCAGUUAACUAUCUGGAAUAUUAUAAACGGGCUUUAGAUUUAUGUAUAAUGUGCUUUCUUGUGGUAAUUUUUGAUACUUUAUGCAUGUGUCCGUUUCUGCCAACCUGGUAAUGCAGGUUUGCUGUAUAUUUGAGACGUGACCCCAAAAGUUUUAUCUGGGCAUUCACCUUGAAUGCCACUAAUUUUCUGUUUUGGAGGGAAAUGACAAUCUGCUUUCUUGUUCAAUUUUUGGCACUUUGAAGAAUAACACUUAUUUUGAUCUUAGUUUACCACCUAAAAUGAUUACUAGAUCAACCAAAUAUAAGCAAACGGGGGUCAGUCUUUGAAUGUAAUGUGGGGAGUGGGAACAGAAAUUUAUUCUUUUCUCGCCCAACAUCCUGCUCAUAUGCAAUCCCAGUGGACGGUGAUAAGAGAUGGAAAUAAUGUAUGCAAAAGAGUAGAGCUGGGGAUGAUAUGAAUAUCUCUUCUAUUUUCAGAAACUAGCUUGGAAUGUCUUAGAUGUCGCACAGAUUGCAUUUUUCGGAUCACUGUUGGGCUGCCAGGUAGCUCCUAUUGGGAUUAUGGUUGCUUGAUCAGUCAUGUUCAGAAGCAGCUUUUAGGUCUCAUGAUGUUAAUACUAAAUGACUGCGUUGAAUUCCAAUGUUCUCCUCAUAUUAGAAUUUAACUACUCAGGAUAUGGUUUGAGCAAGAGCAUUUUCAGUUCUACCUUUCUUGUGUGCUUGGGAAGCUUCGGUGCUUGAUCUGCUAUACCUUUAUAUUAGCAAUGGACUGCAACAAAGAUGAGGCCAUCCGGGCCAAGCAAAUCGCCGAGAAUAAGAUGGAAAAUAAUGACUUUGAAGGGGCUCGAAAGGUUGCACUGAAAGCACAGAGUCUUUACCCUGAACUUGAGAAUAUUGCCCAGCUGCUAAGCAUCUGUGAUGUUCACUGUUCAGCUCAAAAGAGAAUGUUGGGAUCAGAAAAGGACUGGUAUGCAAUCCUUCAAGUUGAAAGUUUGGCUGAUGAGUUGACCAUCAAGAAACAAUACCGACGGCUUGCUCUUUUUCUGCAUCCUGAUAAGAACCGAUUUCCUGGUGCAGAGGCCGCAUUUAAGCUGAUUUGUGAAGCAAAUGCAGUGCUUUCAGACCCCACAAAGAAAUCUCUAUAUGACAGUAAGAUUAGAGUUACGGUUAGAUCUGCUUUUGUAAAUCCUCCACCCCAUCACAUGAAUAGAAAUUCUCAACUUUACAAGCAAUAUGGAGCUCAGAACACUGUUCCUGUUGGUCUUAGCAGUCUGAACCAACGUCAAGCAACUCAGCCCAGCAUAUCUGUCAGGCAGGAAGUGUUUUGGACAAGCUGCCCAUUUUGCAGUAUAAAAUACCAGUACCCUAGAAAAUUGGUGAAUACAACUCUCCGCUGCCUGAAAUGCUUAAAGAAUUUCACGGCUUAUGAAAUAAGUGCUCAAGGUGUUGCCUCGGGCUCCAAUUGGGCUCCACAUGCUCAACAAGUGCCUGCAAAACCCGGUGUGAGUCAAUCUGCUGCUUUUCAACGGGUACCAACUCAGGGUAAUUUUACAACCGGUGUUCAAAAUGUCAAGGGAUCUUCAGCAUCAUAUGUAGGAUCUCAGCAGAAUGCCAACAGGAGAACUGGUCACCCGGAACCAGGUGCUCGGACGGGUAGUGUUUGCAGAGGUGUACGGUUAGAAAGUGGUACCAACAUCAGUCAGCAUUUGAAAGCAAAAGGAUCAGAUGGCUGCAAUGUCAAUUCUUGGCAGGGUGGGAAGGAAGGUCGAGCAUGCAAUGGUGAUGCAAAUAAUAGAGGAACAGGGAACCUAAAAAAUAAGAGCAGGAGAAGGGGCAGGAAGCUUGUAGUGGAAUCUAGUGACAGUUGUGACAGCACAAGUGAAUCUGAUCUAGAAGAUGUGACCAUUAAGGAUAAUUUCUGCAACCCGGCAACUGAUGUGAAUUCUGGAGCGAGUCGUGUCCAUUUGCGGAGAUCAUCUCGGAAAAGGCAACAUGUAUCCUACAAUGAAGGUGAUGAUGAUGAUGACCUUCCAGGUCCUCUCAAGAGACCGCAAGCAAACAAAUCAUCAGAAGAUAAUGGAAAUGAGAGGAUGACUGUGGAAAGUAAAGAAAUGGGAACUGUUAAACCUGAAGAAAGUUUGCAAGACAAGGAUGGUUACUGUGACAAAGAAGUGAAGGCAAGAGGAAAAGGCGGUGGUAUGUCGGGAAUUCAUGCUGAUACAAUUGAAAUCAAAAGUGACUCUGAUCGAGAUUCAUAUUCUAGUACUAAUUUAGGUAAGGACAUUUGUGACUGUGGAGACCCAGAAUUUAGUGAUUUUGACAAAAAUCGAAAUGAAAGCUGUUUUGCUGUAAAUCAAUUCUGGGCUUGUUAUGAUUCAGUUGAUGGCAUGCCAAGAUUCUAUGCUAAGGUGAGGAAGGUUUGUGCUUCUCCAUUUGAAUUGAGCAUCACAUGGUUGGAACCUGAUCCUAUGGAUGAAGCUUAUGAGAAAUGGAUAAAUGGUGUGUUACCUGUUGGUUCCGGCAGUUUUAAGCUUGGCAAAACUGAAAAAACAUCACUUCUUCUUACGUUCUCUCAUCAAGUGAACUUUGGGAAAGGCAAGAAGAGAGGUUCUUUUAGCAUAUACCCCAGAAAGGGGGAAAUUUGGGCUCUUUUCAAGGAUUGGGAUUUGAGCUGGAGCACCAACCCAGAAAAUCAUAAAGAGUAUAAAUAUGAGCUCGUGGAGGUGCUCUCAGAUUUUGUUGCAGUUUCUGGCAUAAGAGUUUGUUACUUGGAUAAAGUGAGAGGAUUUCUGAGCCUUUUCCAGAGAAGUCGGCACACUGAGACUGACUGUUUUCUUAUAGGCUCCAGUGAACUAUUGAAGUUCUCCCACCGUAUUCCCUGUUUCAAAAUGACAGGCGCUGAAAGAGAGGGAGUGCCUGUGGGUUCCUUUGAACUCGAUCCUGCUUCCCUACCUCUGAAUCCUGAUGACUUGUAUUACCCUGGCAAACAAAAGAUGGAAACCAAGAAAAACAUGGACCCUAAAGUUGAUCGUCCACCACCCAAGUCGGCUAUAAAGAAGGGUAACUUUGUGAAAUAUGAGAGCAGUAGUAGUGCUCCAAAAGAGUUUGUAGAUUUGGAGGGGACUGAUAGGUAGAUGUCUAAUCUCUGGAGAUUCCCAGAGGACUAAAGUGUAUCAGGCAAGACACAAGUUGAAGUAGUUUUUGUCGUUGUAAUGUAUAAAUAUAAAUAUUAGAAAGACAGGAACAGGGUGUGUGACCUGUCCAUGAAAACCAGAAUACUUUGUCUUAUAAAGCUGUUAAACAUUUGUAACUUAGCUAUGAAA
Molecule: messenger RNA, 3674 nt
Organism: Sesamum indicum (sesame)
Lineage: Eukaryota; Viridiplantae; Streptophyta; Magnoliopsida; Lamiales; Pedaliaceae
Source: RefSeq, a predicted model, not a curated record